Eupeodes corollae is the source of this 785-nucleotide messenger RNA. RefSeq names its product histone H2A. Gene Ontology annotation, cellular component: nucleosome. The record is from RefSeq and is a predicted model, not a curated record. NCBI's taxonomy places the organism in Eukaryota, Metazoa, Arthropoda, Insecta, Diptera, Syrphidae. The transcript has a single exon. The coding region runs from base 77 to 451 and encodes 124 amino acids. Gene Ontology annotation, molecular function: structural constituent of chromatin; DNA binding; protein heterodimerization activity.
UACAGUGAACAGUGAAAUAGUGAGCUCUCUUGUGUUUUUUCUUUUGUAAAAAAUAUUUAAAAAACAAUAAUAUAAAAUGUCUGGUCGUGGUAAAGGUGGAAAAGUGAAGGGAAAGGCAAAGUCCCGCUCUAAUCGUGCUGGAUUACAAUUCCCUGUUGGUCGUAUUCAUCGUCUGCUGCGAAAGGGAAACUAUGCUGAGCGCGUCGGAGCCGGUGCCCCUGUGUAUUUGGCAGCUGUGAUGGAAUAUUUGGCGGCAGAAGUCUUGGAAUUGGCGGGAAAUGCUGCUCGUGACAACAAAAAAACUAGAAUUAUUCCCCGCCAUUUGCAAUUGGCUAUUCGGAACGACGAGGAAUUGAAUAAAUUACUUUCUGGAGUCACAAUCGCACAAGGAGGUGUUCUUCCAAAUAUUCAAGCUGUUUUGUUGCCAAAGAAGACAGAGAAAAGUGCUUAAAUCUAUGUAGUGACAGCAAACAAAAAAAAAACCGUCCUUUUCAGGACGACAAAUAAUUUCUAUUAAGAGAUGUGUAUAUUUUUCAUUUUUUUUAUAUAUUUUAAAAUACGAAGAAGAAGAAACCAACAAACAAAUGUUUUUUCUUUCUUUGCAAAAAGAAAUAUUUGUUUGUAUCCAAUCCGUAAAGCAACACAUUUUUUUUUUCAAAGAAGAAGAAACCAAACAAAUGUUUUUUCUUCCUUUGCAAAAAGAAAUAUUUGUUCGUAUCCAAUCCGUAAAGCAACAAAACAUUUUUUUUUCAGUUCGGAAAAAAUAUUUUUUAUUUUUUUUUUUU